UCUUGUCAGUUUUUUGUCGGAGUAACCAUCAAUGGCUCCUGAAAACUGCAGUUUCUCAAGAACCAAAGAAGAAGAAGAAGAAGAAGAAGAAAACGUGGCUGUGAUCUUCGGAGUCACGGGACUGGUGGGUCGAGAGAUAGCCAAGAGGCUAUCCUCUAAACCCAGAUGGAAAAUCUUCGGCAUUGCCCGGAAUCCGGAGAUUAAGCCGACCAACAACGGCAAAAUCUACACUUUCAUAUCCUGUGAUCUGUUAAACCCGUCCGAAACCAGGCAGAAGCUGUCGCCAUUGCAGGAGAUCGUGACUCACGCCUUCUGGGUCACAUGGUCUGGUGAGUUCCCUCUGGACACCGACGAAUGCUGCGAACAGAACAGUAGAAUGAUGGCCAACGCAUUGGGCGCCAUUCUUCCCAACGCCAGAAGGCUGAAGCAUUUCUCCCUUCAGACAGGGAUGAAACACUACGUCUCCUUGAGAGACCCUCUGUUUCAGACGCUGUGUUAUUACAGUGAAGAAUGUCCGAGAGCGAGAUCUGGCCGUAACUUCUACUACGCCCUGGAGGAUUUGCUUCACGAGAAGCUCUCCGGUAAUAAUACCCUUUGGUCGGUUCAUCGGCCCGGAUUACUCCUCGGUAGCUCAACGAGAACUCUGUAUAAUUUCAUGGGAACUUUGUGUGUGUAUGGAGCUAUAUGCAAGUAUCUGAACCUGCCAUUUGUCUUUGGAGGGACGAGAGAAUGCUGGGAAGAAAGUUACAUAGACGGGUCGGAUUCCCGGUUGGUGGCAGAGCAGCAUAUAUAUGCAGCGACAAGUGGUAAAGUAAGUGAAAAAGGUGAAGCCUUUAACGCGGUAAACGGGUUUAGGUUUUCGUGGAAGGAGCUUUGGCCACAGAUCGGGAAGAAACUUGGAGUGCAAGUCACCGAAACCGAGAUGUUCAACGAGGGUUUUUGGUACGAGAGAGAGAUGGCCGAGAAAAACCGCGUAUGGGAUGAGAUCGUGGAAAAGGAAAGGCUUGCACGGACAGAGGUCGGAGAUUUGGCAAACUGGAGAUUCAUGGAUAUGCUGUUCAGAUGCCCUUUCAAGCUUCUGGGGACAAGAGACAAAGCUGAUAGAUUAGGGUUUAAGAGGAGGUUUAGGACACUGGAUUCGAUUCUGCAUUGGAUCGAUGUGAUGAGAGACGAGAAGCUUAUUCCUCAUACCAGAGAUCGACCCCCUUUUGUUUGAUGGCAAUAGUCUCUUUUUAAAUCUGCUUAAAGGGUGUUUUGUUUUGUAACCAAAUAUUUUGUAUUUCGUAAUUAACCAAUCAAAUUC
Molecule: messenger RNA, 1303 nt
Organism: Tarenaya hassleriana
Lineage: Eukaryota; Viridiplantae; Streptophyta; Magnoliopsida; Brassicales; Cleomaceae
Product: iridoid synthase
Exons: 1
Coding region: 32-1216 (394 amino acids)
Source: RefSeq, a predicted model, not a curated record